CGUCAAAUUGGUCAACACAAAUCGUCACUUCUCCUCGGUUCAGGCGGGCUGGUUGAACAGCGUAGCAAAGUCUUCCGUUAACUGUUGUGUAACAGAAGUUGCAUUACUUUGAUAGUUUAACGUGCUAGUAAGCUAAAGUAAAGACAUUUCACGUGGUGAAUGAUCGGACGCAUGUUAGCAUUUAAAACUAUCGAUGAUUAAAGCCAGGUUAGCUUCUCCAGCGUGCAAACAUUAGCUUGUGUUUCUUACAUCAACGUCAGUUUUGCAGCUGAUUGGUUAACGUUAGCUUAAUAAAAUUCACAAGCAAUGGACCGACCAUCAAGGAAGACAAAGACUGUGAAUUACUGUGAAGCCAAGGACUUUGAUGAUGCAGAUGAUGAUUUUGCCUGUGCGAUGGCUCCACCCAGCAAAAAGGCCAGGGAGGAUGUGAAACAAGAGCACAAGAGAUCGUCAAGCCAGUCCUUCGGUCAAGAGUCCAACUCACAAUCCACAGUGAUACAGAAGAGCAGAAGACCAUUGGAUGAGAAGUUGCAUGAAAGAGAUCUAGAAGCAGCCAUUACACUAUCCCUGCUGAAUAAUGCAGAUGGGAUAAAAGACCAGUCUUCGACCAGUAAAGGAGAUGUCAAGGUUCAAGAUCCAGUAGAUGAAAACACAGAUCCAGCGUCUUUGCACUUGUCCAACUGCAGUGUGUAUACUGCAAUUUUGGGCCUGGAUGAAAUCACACUAGAAAAAGAGUCACUUGCCCUUUCAAGACAGAGAAAGGAGUCUGUCACUAAAGCCACUGAGGAGCAUAAGAAAAAGCCUAUGGAUGAAGAUGAAGACUAUGAGCCCAAGCUGAUGCCAGAUUCAGAAAGUGAUGAAGAUUUCAGUGAACCAGCUGAGAGUGAAGAUGAGGAAUUCACAGUGAAGAAAGUCAGCAAAACAAAAAAGGAGAAAGCAACCAAGAACGUGAAGACCAAACCGCAGCCUUCUGCCUCUAAAAAAGAAAAGCGAACAUCAAAACCGUCAAAGUCCAAAUCACAGGCAGCAGGUUGUCUCACAGCAGCUUCCACACCAGUGAGAAGUCCUCCAACAGCCAAACUUGCACCCAAAAGACCGGCGUCAUCCUCCACAGCUUCCACAUCGAAACCUGCAUUCUCUCUGAACCCAGCAGGGGGCAGAAUACCCAAGUGGACCCCACCAGGUCAAAUUGGUAGAAGUCCUAAUUCAUCCCAGAGUCCAGCAGUGAAGUCUCCAGGUCAGGGUCUGCGACUAGGGCUGUCCCGUGUGGUUCGAGUCAAACCUCUUCACCCCAGUGUUGCGAGUCACUGAUUGAAUAACCACCAGUCUUGUUGUGUUAGCUUUAUCACUUUUUUUUUUUUAAAUAAACC
This is a messenger RNA of Micropterus dolomieu (smallmouth bass), 1370 nucleotides long. It is a transcript of the gene rad51ap1, whose product is annotated as RAD51 associated protein 1. The transcript has 9 exons. Bases 307 to 1311 code for a protein of 334 amino acids. Gene Ontology annotation, biological process: interstrand cross-link repair; double-strand break repair via homologous recombination. Gene Ontology annotation, molecular function: single-stranded DNA binding; double-stranded DNA binding. NCBI's taxonomy places the organism in Eukaryota, Metazoa, Chordata, Actinopteri, Centrarchiformes, Centrarchidae. The record is from RefSeq and is a predicted model, not a curated record.